Artibeus jamaicensis (Jamaican fruit-eating bat) is the source of this 2889-nucleotide messenger RNA. RefSeq names its product LSM12 homolog (gene LSM12). Gene Ontology annotation, molecular function: RNA binding. Lineage: Eukaryota; Metazoa; Chordata; Mammalia; Chiroptera; Phyllostomidae. The transcript is spliced from 5 exons. The coding region runs from base 81 to 668 and encodes 195 amino acids. The record is from RefSeq and is a predicted model, not a curated record.
CGGCGCGGCGCUCACUGGGCGCCCGGCUUUCGCCCGCUGCUGCCGCCGCCGCCGCCGCCGGCCGCGGCUGCUCUCCCAAGAUGGCGGCUCCUCCGGGCGAGUACUUCAGCGUUGGGAGCCAGGUGUCGUGCCGGACGUGCCAGGAGCAGCGGCUGCAGGGCGAGGUGGUAGCCUUCGACUACCAGUCCAAAAUGCUGGCUUUAAAAUGUCCCUCUUCCAGUGGAAAGCCCAACCACGCAGACAUCUUGCUCAUAAACUUACAGUAUGUUUCAGAAGUGGAAAUAAUUAAUGACCGAACAGAAACCCCUCCUCCCCUAGCUUCACUCAAUGUUAGUAAGCUUGCCAGCAAAGCACGGACAGAGAAGGAGGAGAAACUGAGCCAGGCCUAUGCAAUCAGUGCUGGUGUCUCCCUAGAGGGCCAGCAGCUCUUCCAAACCAUUCACAAGACCAUUAAAGACUGUAAAUGGCAAGAAAAAAACAUCAUAGUCAUGGAAGAAGUUGUUAUUACACCCCCAUAUCAAGUGGAAAACUGUAAAGGCAAAGAGGGGAGUGCACUGAGCCAUGUACGCAAAAUAGUUGAAAAACAUUUUAGAGAUGUGGAAAGCCAAAAGAUACUGCAGCGUUCACAAGCCCAGCAACCACAGAAGGAGGCUGCCCUGUCAUCCUGAGUCCACAUCCACGGAGGGCUCUCCCAGCAUCCAGCCAAGGAGGCGAUGGUGGUGGCUCCAGCGGAAGCAGGCCGGGGGAGGGAAGGGAUCCUGUAUUUCCCAUUGGCUCUUGUUAACAAAGGGUCGGCAUUUCCAAAUCUUAGACUUGAACAAACAAAACACCCAACAAAAAAGAACAAGAGAAUAAUUUAAAAGUUGAACCAUUACUUGACUAGCAGACUUCGGUCCACCAUGUCCUUUUCACAGCCCCCUCUGGAACGGUCACCUUGUUAGUUUCAUUUUUGAAAAUUUCUUUCUGGCUCUGCCCUUUCACCUCUGACUUUCCUUUCCUAGUCUGUCCCUGCCAUUCUGUUUUUAUAAGUGGCUACAUUUGCCUUCUGAAUGAAACCUCUACAAGAAACUUCUACAUCUUUUCCAAAAUAAAAGUAACAAGCUGACUGUGAUACUUCAGUUGAGACUAGAACAGCAGACAGGUCUCACUUUAAAUUUUUCUUUUUUUCUUUUUCUUUUUUUGCACAGGGCAUGGCUUGAAUUAGUUUUAUUUUUCUUAACUUUAAAUAUAUAUAUGAAAAUAUAUAUUAAAAUGUUCUCUAAAUAUUUUCUGCUUCUUGCAGGUCUCUUUUUACUAGAUCAUGGCCACUCUUCCCACCUCAUCCUUCUGAAAGUGAAAACGUAUUGCCCUCCCCACCACCCAUAGUCAGGCAACUAACCUGACUUAGUUCACAGCAAGAAUCUGGCAGCACUUGGCGGAGCCAGUGUGUUCAGAUAAGAGUCGGCUCUGAGGGUUCCUGGUGGCUGUCAGUUUUCAGUUUCUAUGUGUGCACCAGUCUCACAUUGGGCCGAAAGCUCAGGAUUCUCCCUGUCUUUUCUCUUACUUCACGGUACUAGAAGGACCUCUUCAGCACUCCCUGGUCUCCUAGAUGGGAGAGUCAGCUGACCUUUCUCCAGUGUCCUCUGCAAAACUGUUUUGCGUGGCACACUCCACUCCUCCUUGAGGGGUGAUACUCCUUCAUCAGAAACCUGGAGUCCGCCUAUCCUGACCUCUCUUUAAGUAUGCACCCAGAGUCACUAGCCCAGAAGAAGGCUGGGUUGCCUAUACUUUCUCUUCUGCCAGCCUCCUACUCUGAUGCCCGUCCCCACUCCCUGUAAAUUUUACAAGCUUAUGAGAGUUUGUAUGUGCUCAGCCAGUGGGCAGAGAACCUGGAAAGAAUUCUGGACUUUAGCCCACCAGUUUGUCUGGGUCGAGUAACCUGCUGAGAGCUGAAAUUGGCACCCGUCGCCCCGUGCCUCCCGGGCAGUCCACUGGGGCCGAGUGGGCCACCUCGGUGUCGGGCACUGAGUGCGGUGUGGGCGACGCUCGUGUGACUGGCUAGAGCUUGGGGGUGGGGUGGGGGUUCACUACUAUUUUUUUGGCCAUGAUCUCUUCCCCCCUUUUUUUUAAUUAAAUAAAUGGAUCAAAAUUAAAUAAUUCAAGCCCUGCCUUCAAAAUGAAUUUUUUUUUAGUAUUGUUUAGCAAAAACAAUAAAAACCCAAAUUUUUUUAACCAUCACUCGUGUCUCGGGUUUGUGCGUGCUUUAGAGGCCCCAGAGGGAGGGAGUCUGAGGGUGUGUGCGUUUGGUCUGACUUCCCCUUUGGAUUCUUGGCUUCCUGUUCUUUAUCCUCUCUCCUCUACUCCCUGAGAACUCCAUCCAGAAGUCUGGGCAAAGUGUAGUUCAAGAGGGGCAUCCAGGGUUGGGAGUUGUAAGUGGAGUAGGAGAAUAAAGGGGCUGGGUACAUGCAGAACACCCAUUUUUUAAAACAGGAUUUAUUUAUUUUUAGAGAAGGGGAAGGGAGGUAAAGAGAGAGAGAAACAUCAGUGUGUGGUUGCCUCUGGCACGCCCCCUACUGGGGACCUGGCCCACAACCCAGGCAUGUGCCCUGACCGGGAAUCAAACCGGUGACCUUUUCGUUUGCAGGCCGGCACUCAGUCCACUGAGCCACACCAGUCAGGGCAGAAGACCAUUUGUAACAAGACUGUUUAGAGGAAAAAUGAGAGAAGACUGACAAACUUUCAUACUCACCUGCCAUUGGCCAGAACAUAGUUUAAAGUACCAUGCCUUUGAUUUAGUCUGCGUGGAAGUGUAGAUUUCUGGAGAAGGGAAAGAGGGAAAAGGGAAGAGACCUUGCAAGAUCUAGGAGACCUAAGAGGUGUGAUUAAAACAGUGAUGGCAAUUAGGGGGAA